AUGCUCCUGGCCCUUCUCUCGAUCUUCAUCUUCUCGUCCGCCGCGCCGACCCACAAGGAUGACAACGGCCGUGUGCUCGUCCGCACCGACGCCGCCAAUAACACCCAGGGCUUGAACACCACCGACGUCACCCUCUACAAGAUCUUCAAGUCCGAAGAGACCUCCGCCAUCCAAUUCAAACCCUCCGUCGAUACCACUCCUGGCCCUGGUAAAACGGCGUUGUGCAGCUGGACCAACUUUCGAGGAGAUUGCCUGUGGGUCGACGCCAACGUUGGAUGCGUCGCCCUCUACAUGUACGGGGGCUUGACCGGCUUACCUACAGUCCGGUCAAUUCGCCCGGACGUGGGAUAUACUUGCGCGAUCUACUCGGACUUCGGAUGUCGUAGAACAAACUUGCUCGCAUUCGCGAAUCAUCAGGGUAUUGUGGAUCUGAAGACCAUUACGGGCCGACCCGAAUCGGCUAGGUGUUUCUGGGCAUGA
This is a messenger RNA of Didymosphaeria variabile, 480 nucleotides long. RefSeq lists its product as uncharacterized. The record is from RefSeq and is a predicted model, not a curated record. The transcript has a single exon. The coding region runs from base 1 to 480 and encodes 159 amino acids. NCBI's taxonomy places the organism in Eukaryota, Fungi, Ascomycota, Dothideomycetes, Pleosporales, Didymosphaeriaceae.